This is a messenger RNA of Lates calcarifer (barramundi perch), 2229 nucleotides long. Its product is annotated as endoplasmic reticulum-Golgi intermediate compartment protein 2. The transcript is spliced from 13 exons. Gene Ontology annotation, cellular component: membrane; COPII-coated ER to Golgi transport vesicle; endoplasmic reticulum. Gene Ontology annotation, biological process: retrograde vesicle-mediated transport, Golgi to endoplasmic reticulum; endoplasmic reticulum to Golgi vesicle-mediated transport. Bases 398 to 1528 code for a protein of 376 amino acids. Lineage: Eukaryota; Metazoa; Chordata; Actinopteri; Centropomidae. The record is from RefSeq and is a predicted model, not a curated record.
GAAUGGGAGCAGUUUUUUCCCAGACAAUGGGGUCAGGCGAUACAGCAGCCAACCCAUGAGCUAAUCAUAUUCAUAACACAGAUACUGGAUAUUCUGGAUUUAUUCAUUUCUCCGUAUUUAACUUUUAAAAGAACCACUUUAACUGACGGUAAAAUAAAACGGACGGUUUUAUUUUUUAUUUAACCUGACCACAGUCAUGUUUUAGUCUGCUAACCAAGCUAACGUUAACGGUUAGCCUGGUUGUUGUCAUGGUCAACGUCAGCUUAUUGAAACUAACGUAUGACUGAACGUUAGCCACGGCUCAACGGUCGUCCCGAACAACCGACCUGUUAGAAAACGACCACUCUAUGAGGGUGUUCAGCUGAAGAUUAACACCGCUCCUGCUGCUCCUCCAAAGAUGAGGAGACUGACAAAGAAGAAGGCUCUGACUCUGGUGAAGGAGUUGGACGCCUUCCCCAAAGUCCCCGAGAGCUACGUGGAGUCCACAGCCAGCGGUGGGACAGUGUCUCUGAUAGCCUUCACUCUCAUGGCUGUACUUGCCUUCCUGGAGUUCUUCGUGUACAGAAACACAUGGAUGAGGUAUGAGUAUGAGGUGGACAAAGACUUCAGCAGUAAACUCAGGAUAAACAUCGACAUCACAGUUGCCAUGAGAUGCCAGUAUAUUGGUGCAGAUGUCUUGGAUCUGGCAGAGACCAUGGUUGCAUCUGAUGGUUUAAAAUAUGAACCAGUCAACUUUGAACUCUCACCACAGCAAAGAUUAUGGCACAUGACUCUUCAGCACAUUCAGGAGCGUCUGAGAGUGGAGCACGCUCUUCAGGAUGUGCUCUUCAAGGCUGCAAUAAAAGCAGCUCCUCCUGCUCAGUCUCACAGUGAGGACAGUUCCACUUCCCUCAAUGCCUGCAGGAUACAUGGACAUCUGUACGUCAACAAGGUGGCAGGAAAUUUCCACAUCACUGUCGGAAAGUCCAUCCCUCAUCCCAGAGGCCAUGCUCAUCUAGCUGCUCUAGUCAGCCACGACACUUAUAACUUUUCUCACCGGAUUGACCACUUGUCCUUUGGAGAAGCGAUCCCUGGGAUUAUCAGCCCCCUGGACGGCACAGAGAAAGUCUCUCCUGAUCCUAACCACAUGUUUCAGUAUUUCAUCACCAUUGUGCCAACCAAGCUGAAUACAUACAAGGUCUCUGCUGACACACAUCAGUACUCAGUCACUGAGCGGGAACGAAUGAUAAACCACGCUGCAGGCAGCCAUGGAGUCUCAGGGAUCUUUAUGAAAUAUGAUAUCAGUUCACUAAUGGUCAAAGUCACUGAGCAGCACAUGCCGCUCUGGCAGUUCCUCGUCAGACUCUGUGGCAUCAUUGGAGGAAUUUUCUCGACCACAGGUAUGCUCCAUGGUAUGGUUGGUUUCUUGGUUGAUGUGGUUUGCUGUCGUUUCCAAAUAGGAAUCUACAGACAUCUUAAGGAGGCUCCACUGAAUGCACAAGAAAACAGUGAAACCCCAGUUCCUUCAGAAAAUUACUCUCAACAGUGAGACAGCAACUCAGCUGCAGGCACCUCACAGCUCACCAUUUUGGCCUCACCCACUAGUCAGCAAUGAGAUGCUGGGAAAAUGUUUACAAGGUGAUUUAUUAUAAAAUGUGUCCCUGCUUUGCUCAGAAAUGUGUACAUACUUUUAUCUUUUUUAAAUUUUUUAUUGGAUGGGUGUUAGAUUCAGACAUAACUGUUCAUCUACCUGGGAUUAGGAUCCACUAAAUUUCUGUCACUUUCACUGGAAGGCUUCACCAGGAGGACUGAACAGCAGAAAUUAUUUACAUCAUUAUUGUAGGUUUGGCUUUAUUAAAUAGACGGUACCUAAUAUUAAAUCUCCCAUGGCACCCACACAGUUGAACUCACUUAUUCCUGCUCAUUAGACCUUUACACUGGGACAUAUUUUCAUGUAUACACUUUAUGUUUCCCUCACAGAUCAGGUUUAAACCUGUGAAGAGACAUUUUUCUGAUUCUUUUGUGUAGUUUGGUGACCCCAGAAAAAUAGCUCUGCUCAACCUGAAGCUGAGAAAAGUCUAAUCAGCUACAAUAAAUGAAGAACCUGUAUUGAUGUGCAGGGCCUUUAAAGGGGAACUGUGUGAAAAGACUACAAGGGUUUUGAAUUAGUCCACAUCUGUGCCUGUCUGUAAAUGAUGCAACUCUGAGACUCUGUUAAUUAAAUAAAAUCCUCUUUGGUAUAGUCUCACA